UUUUUUUAGUUUUUUCAUUUUCAUUUUAAUUAUUUAUAGGACCUGAUUCUUGUCCUCGUUCUAUGUGAUUCUUUCUUUCCUCUUUUACUAAUUUAAAUUAAAAAAGAAAUAAAAUUCUGUUCAGUUCAGUUCAGUUCCCAUUAAAGUGUCUGUUGACGUUAAUCUUAGCAAUCCCAUAAAUACUUCCAUUUCCUAAAAGUGUUUUUCACUUUGGUCUGGUUUUAGUUUGUUGGCCGCCGAGAAAGAACAAACUUUUUUUUUGGGUUUGAAAAGAGCAAAAAAAAAACUCAGUUUGACUUAUAGCUUCAUUCAGCUCCCUUAGGUUUUGAGGUUUUUAAUUUAUUUUCUUUUCUCUUUCGUUGUCUUUUCCCUCUGUCUUCUUAGCAUCCAAACAGAGUUUUUCUUCCCUUGUUCCUCUCUUCCCAUCAUCGUAUUGUUACUUCUUUCGAUUUGGGCUUUAAAGGUUUUAGGAUUCCACGACUGCAUUCCUGAGAUUGAUUGAUUUAAGCUUCAAAUUUCGAUUUCAGUAAAAUUUGCAUUGUUGCCACCGCGAUGAAAAGCUACAAUCGCCUUCAGGGGUCUUUUGCUUAAUGGACUGCAAGCCUAGUAGUAGUGACAAGAAGACAUUAAAGAGGUGGUUUUUCAUUGAUAAAAGGGUCGGGUAAAGAAGUUUUCCAUAGCUGAUAUACUGCAGAAUUCUCUCUUAUAAAAAGUUACUUCGUUCUUCAUCGUUGAUUGCGCAACAAAUCUGGAUCCGAUGGACAUAAAAUCAAAUCACACUGUUCCAGUUCUCACUGAUCCUGCACCCCUAAGCAAGUCAAGACUUGGGGUACAUUCGAAUCUGUUUUCGUACUCGCCACCAGGAGCAGCCUUUUCUCCUAGUCUUCUCCUAACAAUACCCAGGAAGAAGACUGGAGUACUUGAUGAUGUUCGUUCUAGCUCUUGGCUGGAUGCCAUGAAGGCCUCAUCACCUCCGCACAGGAAGAUAAAUUGCAUCAACAACGACUCUCCUACAUAUGACGUUGAUUUUGCUUACCGUACUUGGAUGGCCAAACACCCAUCAGCUCUCAAAUCUUUUGAGCAAAUAACAAAUAUGGCAAAAGGCAAACGAAUCGCAUUGUUUCUCGAUUAUGAUGGAACUCUUUCGCCAAUUGUAGAUAACCCUGAUUUUGCUUUCAUGUCUGAUGCUAUGCGGGCUGCCGUAAAAAAGGUGGCAAAAUACUUUCCAACUGCAAUAAUUAGCGGAAGAAGCCGAGACAAGGUAUUUAAGUUUGUAGGACUGACAGAACUAUAUUAUGCUGGUAGUCAUGGAAUGGAAAUCAUGAGCCCUGUUGAACAAUCUAUACUAGAGGACCAUCCAAAUUGUUUUAGGUCUUCUGACAAGCAGGGCAAGGAUGUUAACCUGUUCCAGCCUGCACGUGAAUUCUUACCUAUGAUUGAGGAGGUUUAUAAAUCUCUCAUUGAAAAUACCAAAGAAAUUGAAGGAGUCAGAGUUGAGGACAAUAAGUUCUGUGUAUCCGUGCACUAUCGUAACGUAGAAGAGAAAAGUUGGGACACUGUUGCACAACGCGUAGAGGACAUUCUUAAAGAUUAUCCUCGUCUGCGCUUGACUCAUGGGAGAAAGGUUUUGGAGGUGAGACCUGUCAUAAACUGGGAUAAGGGGAAGGCCGUAGUAUUUUUGCUUGAAUCACUAGGGCUAAGUGGCUGUGAUGAUGUGCUCCCAAUAUACGUUGGAGACGACCGCACCGAUGAAGAUGCAUUUAAGGUUUUGAGAGAGAGAAAUUGUGGUCAUGGAAUUUUAGUCUCUAGUGUCCCCAAAGAGACCAAUGCAUUUUACUCUCUGAGGGAUCCAUCUGAGGUGAUGGAGUUUCUCAAGUCACUGGUGAUAUGGAAGAAAUCAAGUGCCUUAUAAAAAAUACUAUAUAUAUAUAUAUAUAGUAGAUUAUAAAGGAGACAUACAUAUACGAUGAUAAGGGUACCCUACUUUUUCUAGAGGUUUUUAUACCAUCAGCUUUGGGAGUAUAGGCUUAUAUGCAUAUACAAGGCGUUUCUAAAGAGACGGAGGUCUAUUUUGGUGCCUAACUAGUUGCACUGCUCCAUGGUUCUUGUCUUUAAUUGUAAAUUCAAUUUUUAUUUUUAAUUAUCUUUUAUUUUGGCUUUGAGAUCCCUCUCAUAUAUAGGUUUUUUUUUUUCCCAACCCUUUUGGUUAUCCUUAUAUCCAUCCAAUGUGUGUAUCAGUCAUUCAUUUAUUUAGUUCCCACAUUUCAAUUUAAUUUUGGUUAACUUUAUGAUAUCCGAAUAAUUUAUUAAUUCUUUUAAAUGAGAUUAUAUAUUACAAUUUCUUUUUCUUC
Messenger RNA from Humulus lupulus (European hop), 2351 nucleotides. Its product is annotated as trehalose-phosphate phosphatase A. The coding region runs from base 758 to 1912 and encodes 384 amino acids. The record is from RefSeq and is a predicted model, not a curated record. Gene Ontology annotation, molecular function: trehalose-phosphatase activity. Gene Ontology annotation, biological process: trehalose biosynthetic process. NCBI's taxonomy places the organism in Eukaryota, Viridiplantae, Streptophyta, Magnoliopsida, Rosales, Cannabaceae. The transcript has 13 exons.